Racocetra persica is the source of this 140-nucleotide messenger RNA. The record is from the annotation of a GenBank genome assembly. NCBI's taxonomy places the organism in Eukaryota, Fungi, Glomeromycota, Glomeromycetes, Diversisporales, Gigasporaceae.
AUUUGAUGCAUACUAUCGAUUUUUUGGAUAAAUUAGAUAAAAAUAGUACUUAUUUGAAGAGAACUGCAGUCGAAAGUUGGAAAACCUUAAAAAAUGUCUCGAUGUUAGGAUUUAAAAAUCAAUCUCAUAAAACCAAUGGA